Messenger RNA from Stegostoma tigrinum, 8731 nucleotides. RefSeq names its product StAR-related lipid transfer (START) domain containing 3 (gene stard3). The transcript has 16 exons. Gene Ontology annotation, molecular function: cholesterol transfer activity; cholesterol binding. The coding region runs from base 310 to 1632 and encodes 440 amino acids. Gene Ontology annotation, cellular component: late endosome. The record is from RefSeq and is a predicted model, not a curated record. Lineage: Eukaryota; Metazoa; Chordata; Chondrichthyes; Orectolobiformes; Stegostomatidae.
GCCCCGAGUGCGGGUUCCGGAACGGGAGCGUGACCUGGAGCGGAGGGUGAGAUGGUAAUGAUCGUGGGUUUGGAAGUUGCUUUCUAAGAAACUUCGGCAAAUUUCUGCAGUGCAUCGUGUAGAUGGUACAGUCUGCUGCUACUGAAUGUCAGUGGUGAAAGGAGUGGAUAUUUGUGGAUGCAGUGCCAGUCAAGCGGGGGCUGCUUUUUCCUGGAUGGUAUCAAACUUCUUGAGUGCUGUCACAGCUGCACCCAUCCAGAAUUACCUUUUACUCAGAGACCUGAUGUCUGAUAGAAAGGAGAACCCAGGAUGGAACGACUUGGGCAGAGUUUCUCAACCAUUUCUUCAAUCAAUGCAUCACAGUUUCAGGGCCAGUCUGGGCUGCCAGCACAAUGCCAGCCACUUGACAAAAAGAAAGCAAUCUCUGAUGUCCGCAGGACUUUCUGCCUCUUUGUAACUUUUGACCUGCUGUUUGUUUCGCUCUUGUGGAUAAUUGAGCUGAAUACAAAUAGUGGCAUUAAAGAGAACCUAGAAGAUGAAAUUUUAAAUUAUGACUUCAGAACUUCUUUCUUUGACAUAUUUUCACUGGCUGUGUUUCGUUUCCUGGUAUUGCUGCUUGCCUAUGCCCUUCUCAGACUCCAUCACUGGUGGGUGAUCGCGGUCACUACUUUAAUCACCAGUGGCUUUUUAAUUGUAAAAGUCAUUCUUUCAAUUCAGUUCCAGACAACAGGUGCAUUUGGUUAUGUUCUACCAAUUGUUUCCUUUGUUCUCGUUUGGCUGGAGACCUGGUUUCUUGAUUUUAAAGUAUUGAUUCAAGAGGCACAGGAUGAACGAUUGUACCAGACAUCUCAUGCAGCAUUUGUGCACUCACCCCUACUGUAUCCCAGAGGUGUAUCUGAGGGACAGUUCUACUCUCCUCCAGAGUCCUUUGCAGGCUCUGAAGAUGAGUUUGAAUGUGAAGGUACCGAAAGGAGAGCAGUAACACCACAGGAGAAGGAAUAUGUGCGUCAGGGUCGAGAGGCAAUGCAAGUGAUGGAACAGAUACUGGGACAGGAGGCAUGCUGGAAGUUUGAGAAAACAAAUGAGUACAAUGAUGUUGUUUACACAUUUGAAAUCCCAUAUCAUGGCAGGAGCUUCAUUCUAAAGACACUCCUGCAAUGCCCUCCUGAGCUGAUAUAUCAAGAGGUUAUUCUUCAACCUGAGAAACUAGUCAUGUGGAACAAAACAGUUACUGUUUGCCAGGUUCUCCAACGAAUUGAUGAUAACACUAUAAUCACCUAUGAUGUUUCGGCAGGAGCUGCAGGAGGAGUCGUUUCUCCCAGGGACUUUGUGAACGUGCGUCGUAUUGAGAGGAAGAAAGAGAUGUAUAUUUCUUCUGGUAUGUCAACCACUCAUGACUCCAGACCUCCACAGAACAAGUAUGUCAGAGGCGAGAAUGGGCCUGGAGGGUUUGUGGUACUGAAAUGUCCUCAGAACCCCAGAGCCUGCACCUUUCUUUGGAUACUAAAUACAGAUUUGAAGGGCCGGCUGCCCCAAUACCUGAUCCAGCAGAGUCUCGCAGCCACCAUGUUCGAGUUCAUUGCACACCUGAGGCAGCGAAUCAGUGAGAUAAGGGAAGCAGCACAUUACUGACUGCAGCAUAAAGCGUCACAUCAUAGAAAACACCAUGUCACAAGUGAGCUAUCACAAACCAGGAUCAACUUACAGACUGUCGCAGCAUCUAAUCACCUCUGUACUAAUCUCUGAAAGAUUGUUUUAAAAGUUACUCUUCAUAUGGCUUCCCUGAUUGAAGUAUCACACGAAGACCCAAAGGAAUUGAGAUACAAUAAUGAAUGUUUUUAUUUUUUGUAUUAUGCCAUUUUUUGUAUUAUGUUGUUUAAUUCUCACAGUGUACAAUCCGCCUGCUAUGAAAGUUUUACAUUUUGAAACGAAUAUUACUGUUUGAUGACAGCUUUGUGGUUCUCUGAUACAGUACAGGUCGCUGAGUGCUGUGAGGCCGAAAAUAUUUGCUGCAUUCACGAGGUGCUAUUAGUUGAUGCAGGUGGAGGUGAGCUGCUGCAUUGCUGUUUCUCAUCAGCUUGUGCCGUGGUUCCUUUUGUGACAGGGAUUGUUUAUUCUCAUUUCUCGGAAUUAGAUAAAUGAAAAUUGUUUUUAAUAGUAGAUAACAGCCUCUGCUGUAGCUCAAUGGGCCAUUGCAACAUCCAGCCUAGAUAUGAGCUCCAGAGGCCAGGAACAUCGUGCCAUCCUGCCGAUCCCAUGUUCUACUCUGGGCCUUAGUUGGAGAAACAGCUGGAAUUAAUUAUUGAUGACUCUCUAUCAAAUAAGUGGUUUACAGCUGAAGGAUCAAAUAUGAGGCCCUCUGGGUGUAAUAUCCUGGUGCCAUACACUGGAGUGAGGGACUGGAGGGAGGUUAUCAUGAAUGGCAUCUGUAUGUGACAAUCGUCUCUGCCUUCAGGAAGGAUGAGAUAUCGUAUGAUCAACUAUUACUCUACAUUACCUGGAAAAGCACUGUCAGCAAUCAUGGCUGCAUGUAAAAAUGUAAUUGUUGCACUGUGCAGAUGAGGGACUGUCUAAUAGACAUGUGGUUGUUUUCUCAUGAUUAACCCUGUUAAUUCCUCAUCCAGCCUCUACUUGAUUGCCAGAUCCCAAAUUCUCGACAUACUCCAAUUUCAUCCCAAGGUUCCUGCACUGACCUGAUUAAGGAUAAAACAUCCUUUCCCAUGGCUGGACUGUAUACUAAAAGCUAAAAAAAAUGGUAAAUUAGAAUAAAACCAUAAAAUUGACUUUUUUUUUAAUUAGAGGUAAAUGCUGUGCCAUCCUUCUGCCUGAAAACUGUAUGGAAAGCCUGAUAGUGGGGAAAAAAAAUACUUUUCUGUUGUCCAAAGUCAUCUUAACAGAGCUGUAAUCUAACCUUACUCAACCCCAUCACAAAAUCAGAAGGCCACCCUGUCCAUUGUGCCGAUACUGGCUCUUUAAAGGGGUUACCAAAUUAAAAUCCACCAUACUGCUUCUUGCAUAUAACCCUGCAAUUACUUCCUCUUAAUGUAUUUUUCCAGCUCCUUUUUGAAAGUUAAUAUUGAACCUGCUUCCACUGCCUUUGCAGGAAGUGUAUUCAGGAUCUCAACAACCCUGUGUAGAGACCGUUAUUAUGUUGCCUGUGUUUUUUGCUAAAUAUCUUAAAUCUCAUCCUUUUUGGUAUUGAUUUCUUUGCAGUGUGUUUUUGAACACCUUUAUGAAAUCGUCCCUUAAUUUUCUUUAAGGACCCUUCAGGUAACUGAAGACUGUCAUUUCUCGUACCUUUCUAGUGAAUCUUUUCUGCAUCUUCUUUAUGAUCUCGACAGUUUUCUAACGUAGAUCCAGAAUUGGACAUUGAUUAAUGUCUCAUAGUGGUGUAGCGUAAUUUCUAUGCUUUCAUAUUCUAUGCCUCACUUUUGAAAAGCUAAAAAUGCGAAGAGCCUUUUCAAUAGGCAUUUCAAUUUAUCAUAGCACUUCAGGAAUAAGUCUGUACUUACACUCCCAGGUCUUUCUGUUUCUGCAUCACCUUUGAAAUUGUUGCACUGAGUUUAUAUUGAUAUCUUCCUAUCAAAAAUGCAUGCAUUCCAUUUCCACCUAUUUGCCCAUUACUCCAGUCCAGCUGGCCCUCUUGAACUCUGACACUAUUUUCACUGCAUUUUUCAAUUUUGUGUCAUGUGCAAGCUUUGAAUUUAUUUCAGUUUUCUCAAUAUCAAUGGUUUCUUCACCCUGACCUACCAUAUUUUAUACAGUUAACAUUCCAGCACCAGCAAACAGGGAAUUCCACAAAGUACAGGAGCUUAGUUUGUCUCCACAUUACUUCUGGAUUAACUGAAGAUUAACAUUAGAGAUGGAUAGAGCUCUUAAAGAUAGUGGAAUCAAGGGUUAUGGGGAUAAGGCAGGAACAGGAUACUGAUUGUGGAUGAUCAGCCAUGAUCACAAUGAAUGGUGGUGCUGGCUCGAAGGGCCGAAUGGCCUACUCCUGCACCUAUUAUCUAUUAGAACUGGAACAAGUGGUUUUACAAAAGGUCUGUGGAAAGUGCAAAAUGCACAACCAAAGUCCUAGUCAAUACUGAAGAACAAUGCAGCAAGUAGCUGAAGGAAAAAGAAAUAAAACCAGAUGUUUAUCAAUGUUAGAAAUCUGAAGUAGAAAUAAAAACAUGCAGCAGAAAUUAGGCCAUUUGACCCAUCGAGUCUACUCUACCAUUCGAUCAUAGCUGAUAAGCUCCUCAACCUCAUUCUCCUGCUUUCUCCCCAUAACCCUUGAACCCUGCGUUAAUUAAGAACCUAUCUAUCUCAGUCUUAAGUGUACUCAAUGAGGCCAGGCAGCAUCUUUUAAAAGAGAGAAAGAAUUAAUAUUUCAGAUCUUUAAUUAGGACUGGAGAAUAAAGGCGGGUAUGAAUAUUGAAGGGGGAUGCUUCUCGUGUUUUGGAUAAAUGUCCGCGUGGCCUCAGCCCAGCUUUAUUCCAAUGGAUGUUUCUGACUAAAGUAACAGCCAUUUGCUUCCAUGAAUAUUGGCUCCGGGUAAGAUAUUAUUCUGUGAAAGAAUGAACAUCAUCACAGCACAGGAGAAAGAGCAAAUCUAACCCUUCUUCUGAUCCAGCUACUUCCGACCAGCAACUUUUGCUGUCAGGAAAUAAUUGUGAAGGAUCGCAGAGAAUUUGAUCAGGUCCUCCUUUGACAAAGAUAAUAAAAUGUGAGGCUGGAUGAACACAGCAGGCCCAGCAGCAUCUCAGGAGCACAAAAGCUGACGUUUUGGGCCUAGACCCUUAAUCAGAGAGGGGGAUGGGGUGAAGGUUCUGGAAUAAAUAGGGAGAGAGGGGGAGGCAGACCGAAGAUGGAGAGAAAAGAAGAUAGGUGGAGAGGAGAGUAUAGGUUGGGAGGGAGGUAGGGAGGGGAUAGGUCAGUCCAGGGAAGACGGACAGGUCAAGGAGGUGGGAUGAGGUUAGUAGGUAGGAAAUGGAGGUGCAGCUUGGGGUGGGAGGAAGGGAUGGGUGAGAGGAAGAACAGGUUAGGGAGGCAGAGACAGGUUGGACUGGUUUUGGGAUGCAGUGGGUGGAGGGGAAGAGCUGGGCUGGUUGUGUGGUGCAGUGGGGGUAGGGGACGAACUGUGCUGGUUUUGGGAUGCGUUGGGGGAAGGGGAGAUUUUGAAGCUGGUGAAGUCCACAUUGAUACCAUUGGGCUGCAGGGUUCCCAAGCGGAAUAUGAGUUGCUGUUCCUGCAACCUUCGGGUGGCAUCAUUGUGGCACUUGACAUUGAAUGCUCAAAUUCCAAAGUUAAAAUGAGUAACCUUGAAAUAUAGAAUACACGCAGGACAGUAUUCCAGUAUUCAGUUCAUUGGGUGUUAACAUCACUGGCUAGUCCAACAUUCGUUGCCCAGAGAGCAGUUCUGAGAAAGCCACAUUGCACUGGGCCUGGAGUCUCAUGUUGGCCAGGAAAAAAACUGCAUGAUGUUUUAAAUAUUUAGCAGUUCAAGUGGUACCUAUGAAGAGAGAAACAGAGUUAAUGUUUCAAACCUUUAGAAAAAUGGAUGGUGGUAGGGUGGAGUUGGCAGGGGCUUGGGGAGAGGAACAUGUGAGGGGUAUGCUUUCCAUGUGAUGGAUAAAUAAAUGACCUGGUUCUAGCCAUAGUUUCUAAGUAAAAUAAGGAUGGUACAUUUCCUUUCUAAAGGGUCAUUAAUAAACCAGAUGAGUUUUACUACAAUUGCCAAACGUUGUCAUUAGACCAGCUUUCAAUUCCAGAUUUGUACUGAAUUCAAAUUUCACCAUGAUGGGAUUUGAACCCAUGUUCCUGGAACAUUAGUCUGGGUGUCUGCACUACUUGUCCGAAGACACUACCACUAUGAACCAUCUCCCCCUUUGGUGGUGCUAAAGUGGGAGAGAAGAGUUAAAAAUAGCUAGCUGAGUGUAGAUGAUAUAACAGAAACAUGACAUCAGUCUCUACUGCUGUUGUCUCCUGCUCUGAUUCAAAUAGUGACUAUGGCAGGGCUACUCAGUUGAUGCAUAACUCGAAGCUGGUUUGCACCUACUACUGCCUCACAUUACCCAGAUAAUUGAAUGGUUUGUUAAUCUGAGUUUUGGCGGCACUGAGCCCCUUGUUCACCUAUCCCUCUAUCUGCCAGUUACUGCUGGGUGACUUGCUAUCUGGGCCUAUCUUCUUCCUCUUUUUGACCUUCCAGUUCCAGUCAUCUGUUGUUUAAAGCUACUUGUUAAAACUUCAUGUUGCAAACAACAGACUGGUCUUUUUUCUGGAGAUGCAUGUCUUUACAUAAAUAAUAAACAUGAGCUUUUAAAUCAAGACUUGGCAAAACAGAUUCAAGCACUAACACUCACUUACUGCUGCAAUCAAAAGGCAAAUCAUUUAAAAAUCACGACAAAUUGUGGUUAGAAUCAUGAGAUUCUCUGAAAAUGCUUCCAUUUCAAUAGCCUGACUUUUAAAUAACACCCCACUGACGGACAGAACAGAGUCCACAUUGUUGGGACUGGGGGUGCAGUUGCCACAGUUUAAAAAACAAUUGUAUUCUCAGCAGUAGUAUCGAGCUCCCAAAGUAGUCCGUAGUGGGCACUUGUCUUUAUUCUGAUCACCUGGGCGACAGCUGGAUGUCAUUGGCCUUAUUAUUAGUAUUCCGCUGAUACAGAAAGUAUUUAAGGAUUUACCUAUGGCAAAGUGCUCAGGAAACAGGAGAACACUGCCAAGAUUCAUUGUGAAGAAAGAAAGGGAGAAUUGAGGCUGAUAAAGUAAUUGGCAAAUAAUUGAGUGGGUCGCAACCACAAGUUAUUUGUAAAUAAGGGUGUGGUAGAAUCAUUAAACUGUGGAAGUGCUGGUUAAAGUUAGUGAUAAAAUUAAAUUGUUGGGCUGCAGAUUUCCCAAUUCUGGAGCAAGACUAAAAAGGAAGGAUGUUUAAAAUGAGUUGUGCAGAACCAAAAUCAGAGCUAAUUAUUCAGAGCAACAAGGGGAAACGAUUUAGCCCCUUAAACUUCUUCUGCCAUUCGAUCAGAUCAUGGCUGAUCUGCAACCUAACUCUGUAUAUCUACCCUUACCCCUCUGUUUGUGUUGUUUCUUAAAGGAAUGUAACAUUGCUGGCCAGUCCAAUAUUUAUUGCCCGUCCCUGGUUUCCCUAGAGAUUUUAGCGGUGAGCUACUUUCUUGAACCACUGCAAUUGUUGAGUGUAAGAGCACCCGUAAUGCUGUUAGGAAGGGAGAUCCAGGAUUUUGACCCAGUGACACUGAAGGAAUGGCAAAUUAGUUCAAAGUCAGGAUGGUGAGUGGCUUGGAGGGGAAAUGGUGGAAGUGUACCCAUGUAUCUGCUGUUCUUGUUCUUUCAAGUGGUAGAGAUGAAGGGUUUUGGAAGGUGCUGACUAAGGAACCUUGGUACACAGUACACAUUGCCCCAUUGUGAAAUGGUGCUGAAGUGAGUGAAUGUUGGUGAUGGAUAUGGUACCAGUCCAGUGGACUGCUUUGUCCUGGAUAGUGUUGGGCUUCUUGAAUGUUGUUGGAGCCGAAAGCAAUUGGGAUGUAUUCCAUCUCACUCCUGACUUGUGCCUUGUAGAUUGUGGACAGGCUUUGGGGAGACAGAAAGGAAGUCAGUUGCUGCGGAAUUCCUAACUUGUGACCGGACAUUGUAGCUACUCAGAUUAUGAGGUUGUUGCAGUUCAGUUUCUAGUCGAUGUUAAGACCAGGUUGUUGUGAGAGUUGAUGUUCUUCAAUCAGUUUGGAUGACAAGAUCUACCAAUUUAAUUAUGAAAGUUAACACAAUGUAAAUUUUUAAUUGCAGUCUGCAGAACAUAUUCACAGGGAGUGGUAGACAUUUGGAACUAAGUGUUUUGCAUUGUAGAUUCCCGACCAGCGUAAAUAUUGUUUAUCAACACUAUCUUUUCCCUUAGCUAUUUGUAAAGUUUGCUUACAUCACCCCUUAACCUUUUAAAUUAAAAGAGUACCAGUUUUUGUAACUUCCACUCAUAAUGCAAUGCUUGUAGUUCAGAUAUUAUUCUGGCGUAUCUACAAUUUAUUCUUUCCAAAGCUGCAGGGAACAUGGGUAGAUUUGUAACUGCUGUGUAUGGUGGCCUAGCAAUUGUUUUGAACUAUCCAACAAUCCAAGACAAAAGAAAUAAACUGUGACAGCAUUAUGCACAUCCAGUGGUAAAGGGCAAAUAUUGAGCCAGUACGCAGAAGCAGUGCCCAGCUUUCAGAAAUCACAACUAUACUGACUGCCAAUCUCAAAUACAGAUAGUUUGUUCCUGAUUAUUUUUCUUUUGAUUUUUGUCCAGUAAUGUUUUUGUAAUAUUCAAGCGUUCUGUCAGUAUUAUUCACUGCAGUUUUGAAGUCAGAAGUCACACAACACCAGGUUAUAGACCAAAAGGUUUAUUUAUAUAAAUUAUAAAUUCCUGCUUUCGGAAUAAAACCAGCCUGAUUCCAGGUUAAAACUCUAAGACAGAUUCUGAACAAGGCCUCACACCUACAAUUCAGUGUCUGACCUGAGAUGUCACCUUUUGUGUAUUCCUGUGGCUCUGCUUGAUUGUCAUGACAGCACAUCACUGACAGUGACUUUCUUAACACUUUACUCACCACCUAACACUCUUGGUCACCCACAGAGACUUAUGAUAUGACACUCCACUCAGACCAGUUGUAUGAUCUUUUGAUCUCUCCGCCUGUAAACUGUGUUCUCUCUCACUGCAACUCCAGAAGCAUGUGUGAUUUCAAAUAAACCUGCUGGCCUUUAA